UUUCACCGUUUCUGCCUUUUGAGAAUAGACCCUAUACUUUAUUUUAUACUCUUUGUCCACUUCACUUAUCGUGAGGCAUAAAAACGCUACAAAACAUUCAACAUCGAUACCCUGGUGCCUCCAGAAACACCAGAGCCCACCAGUAGAUAUUAAUGACCAUUGUCUCAUGAUGUUCAAGAGGUUAGUUUUGACAGGUCUGAUGUGAUCUCCCAGUGAUCGUCGCCGGCCGGUUCUCCAGUGGAUUCCUUCCAGGAAGAAUCCCUCAAUCCUAGAAAAAUAAGGCGAACACUCAUCCCAGGUAAAUCACGAGUCCGUGAAGAUGUUUGCUUUUGCUCAGCAGAAUGCAGUUGAGCCAAUGCAGGUCGAUGCACCACCUGAGGACAAUGACAACACCGAAGAGGAGCCCUACAUCGUCGAGAAUCCAACACUGGACCUGGAGGUGUACGCCAACAGUUACACAGGUCUGGCAAAGCUUUACCGACUCAUCUACAUCGCUGACCACUGUCCAAGCCUCCGCAUCGAGGCCCUGAAGAUGGCAAUCACCCACGUUCUCACGACCUAUAACGUAUCCCUCUAUCAAGUGCUCCACAAGAAGCUGUUGCACGCUUUAAACACCCCAGGACUGCCAGACGUUGCUGCCCAAUCGACAUCAGCUCAGGACAUGCCAGUGCUCAAUCAGAUAUGGGUAGAAUCAAGAUCGAAAAAAGCUGCCCUCAAGCUCGAGAAAUUCGAUACAGACCUGAAGAAUUAUCGGAGCAAUUCCAUCAAGGAGAGCAUCAGAAGAGGUCAUGAUGAUCUUGGUGAUCAUUACCUGGACUGUGGUGACUUGGGUAACGCAUUGAAAUGUUACUCGAGGGCUCGUGAUUACUGCACCAGUGGUAAACACGUCGUCAACAUGUGCCUGAAUGUCAUCAAAGUGUCAGUUUACCUUCAGAAUUGGACACACGUUUUGACUUAUGUGGCUAAAGCUGAAAAUGCUCCUGAUUUUCCUGAGGUCCACAGCAAGGACAACAAUCAGUCCAUCGUCACAAAGCUCAAAGUAGCUGCUGGCCUAGCUGCACUUGCCAUGAAAAAAUUCAAAAUGGCUGCUAAACACUUCCUCCAAGCCUCCCUGGAUCACUGCGACUGCCCGGAGUUACUCUCCCCUGGGAAUGUUGCACUUUACGGUGGACUCUGUGCACUGGCCACUUUUGACCGGCACGAGCUGCAGAAGCAGGUGAUCUUCAGCAGCUCGUUCAAACUCUUCCUCGAGCUUGAGCCACAGCUCAGGGACAUUAUAUUCAAAUUUUACGAGUCCAAGUACGCCUCAUGCUUGAAACUACUCGAUGAGAUAAAGGACAAUAUACUUCUGGACAUGUACAUCGCACCUCAUGUUAAUUCUCUGUACACUCAGAUUCGUAACAGAGCACUUAUUCAGUACUUCAGUCCUUAUCUCAGCGCUGAUAUGAGGAGAAUGGCUGUGGCUUUCAAUAGAACUGUUCCAGCACUCGAGGAUGAACUCAUGCAGCUCAUACUUGAUGGACAGAUCCAGGCGCGAAUUGAUUCUCAUAAUAAAAUUUUAUACGCCAAAGAUGUCGAUCAACGUAGCACAACCUUCGAAAAGUCAAUAAGCAUAGGGAAGGAGUACCAGAGAAGAACUAAAAUGCUUCUCCUUCGUGCAGCGAUUUUCAAGCAUCAAAUCCAAGUCAAAUGCCCUCUUCGUGAUAAUACCCAAGGUGGUGAGAUGUCUGUCGCUCCAGGUAACAGUACAGCCCCAAGAAGCUAAUCAAUGAGCCUCAGAAAUCCUCAAACCUCUCUGUUCCAUCUGUUCUUUUUCAUAAUAAAUAAAUAA
Messenger RNA from Fopius arisanus, 1831 nucleotides. It is a transcript of the gene CSN1b, whose product is annotated as COP9 signalosome subunit 1b. Bases 320 to 1765 code for a protein of 481 amino acids. The transcript is spliced from 5 exons. The record is from RefSeq and is a predicted model, not a curated record. Gene Ontology annotation, cellular component: COP9 signalosome. NCBI's taxonomy places the organism in Eukaryota, Metazoa, Arthropoda, Insecta, Hymenoptera, Braconidae.